Akanthomyces muscarius is the source of this 1518-nucleotide messenger RNA. RefSeq lists its product as uncharacterized. The record is from RefSeq and is a predicted model, not a curated record. Lineage: Eukaryota; Fungi; Ascomycota; Sordariomycetes; Hypocreales; Cordycipitaceae. The transcript is spliced from 2 exons. The coding region runs from base 1 to 1518 and encodes 505 amino acids.
AUGUCACUGCUUUGCAUCCCUUCCGAGGUCGUCUGCGUGGUUCUCGAGAGCUGCAGCAGCGCCCAGGACGCUUUGGCACUUGCAUCCACCUGCAAGCACUUGUAUCGGGAAUGGACCAAGCACGGAGUCAAAAUCAUUUGGUCUUAUUGGAAAGAGGAGAUGACUGGUCUCGACGAAGCUUUAAUUGCGAUCCGGGCGACACAGAUUGUCGUUGAUCAUGAAGCUCGUCGUGAGCAACCGCCUAGCGCAAUGAGCUUGUCGCGUCUCAGUGCACAGCACCAGAAACCGACUCUAUCGGAACUGAGCGCGCUGUGGAACUUGAGUCGCAUUGUUGCGUUGAUGUGUAAUCAGGCUUGUGCGUGGCUACCGCACGGCGCGUUUGACGUGGACGAAAGACUCGAGCAGCAUGGGCAUCUGCCUCAAUGCCGCGACCGAAUCGUCAAAUCAAUGUACCGGGGGCUUAUUGCGGCCGCAGCCUUAUCAGGUGUAUACAACGAGCCUAUCUACAAGGCGGAAUCGGCGAUUACGCCAGAGAACUUUUCCACCGAAGACGCGAAGAGACUUGGACACUUUCCUGCCUACCAGACCACUUGCCGGGCGGAAGAUGAGCAUGCCAUGUUUUAUGGCUUCGCAAGAUGGUAUCAAGAUACCGUUUUGACGGAGAAUUCCCGUACCAUUAUGACAGAACGCUUCCGUGAGCGUCGCGGACGAGGACUGUGCUGCGCUGGCAGGGUCGACGGCGCCAAAGCCGGUGAAGAAGAUGAUGAUGCAACUGCAUCUGAUGACGGAGGCGAGGUUCCUGAUGAGGAUGAGGGGUCCGAUGAGGAUGAAGAGUCUGAGGAGGACGAAGAUGAGGCCUGCCCUCUACAAGAUAUCGACAGUCUUUCGCAUUCUGAUGUACACCUUCUGAUAUGGGAGACGAUGCAGUUGCUCUGGGCCGUCGAGAUGAUACGUGUUUGCUGUUCCUUCGGAGCAAAUGAGCUUGGAAAACAAGCGAAAGAGAACUCCUCGAAAACACUGUACGUGGUUCCGUUCGGCGCGUUUCGCCCGGUGCCCAUGCAUCUUUGGAAAGAGGACGGACCGUCUCCAGCGUACGAUUACGCUCCCGCCCCAGCCCCUGAGGGAGUCAGCGUCAGCGACUUCCGGAAGACGUAUGUCAAAGUGGGAACACCGUCAGGAUGGGGCGAUAUCCUGGAUUGGAUGCAUGGGAGCUCUGGCCAGCCCAACCACUACCGCCGAACCGAUAACCCCAUCGCGCCGCUGCAUUUGAAGCUUUUUGAGUUUCUGGUCCGUCUCUUCGCCAACGCACGCUUCUCGCUGAGCUUCUUCCAGUCGGACUGGGAGGAACACUGGGUUGACUUGAUGACGCUGACGGACAGCUGCGUGCUGUUUACGAGUGACGAGCAGGAGGGCCGUGGACCGUGCAGGCAAGACCUUUUGAGCGGCGGCUUUACGGAUGGCGCACUGUGCCUUGAGACCCGGAGAGGCAAGGGGAAGCCUGCUGUAUACUAUUCCUAG